Molecule: messenger RNA, 992 nt
Organism: Oryza sativa Japonica Group (Japanese rice)
Lineage: Eukaryota; Viridiplantae; Streptophyta; Magnoliopsida; Poales; Poaceae
Biological process (GO): response to auxin
Source: RefSeq, a predicted model, not a curated record
AUUCUUGAGCGACACGCCGCGCUAGUCUCGUCCAAUCAAAACAUUAUCAAAUCCCAUUUUAAAAACCGGGAGAAAAUUAAUGGAAUCUCUCCGGCUGAUGCAUAUGCAGCUAGCUUGCCAUGUUACCCCUCCAUGGCCGCGUUGCGACUCAGUUCAGUGACAAGAUCGAUCCUAAAUGGGCGACGAUGGCGGCGGCGUGAAGGUGGCGGCGGCGGCGGCGACGACGGCGACGGGGAUGAAGCAGAUCACGCGGCUGAGGGAGCUGCUGCAGAAAUGGCAGGCGAUGGCGCUGGGGGCGAAUAAGGGUGAUGUUGCCACCGCCGGAGACGAGGAAGACGAGGAGGUGGUGGAGGUGGCUCCGGCGGCGGCGGCGGCGGCGGCGAUACCGCCGUUCGUGAUGAGGCGGCUGCAGAGGACGGUGACGGUGGACUCCGACGACGAGAGCUGCCAGAGCCCGGAGCCGCCGGCGGACGUGCCGAGGGGGUACUGCCCGGUGUACGUGGGGCCGGAGCAGCGGCGGUUCGUGAUCCCGACGAGGUACCUCGGCCACCCGGUGUUCCGGCUGCUGCUGGAGAAGGCGGAGGAGGAGUUCGGCUUCUGCCACCAGGGCGCGCUCGCCAUCCCCUGCGAGACCGAGGCCUUCAAGUACAUCCUCCAGUGCGUCGAGCGCCACGACAACGGCCUCGCCGCCGGCGACGUCGUCGACGGCGUCGUCGACGUCAACGACCGUGCGCCGCCGCGCGACUAGUAGCAGUUUCUUCGAUUGCUUUAUUAAUUAAUUACUUAAUUAAUUAAUUAGCUCGCGAUCGAGACGGAGCUAGCCGUCAGAAAUGAUUAAUCGUAAUCCAUGGGGGUUGUAAACUUGUAAUGGAACUGCAUUUUGUUGUACGCUGUUGUAACACAGUAUUCCUAGAUGAAAAAUUAAAAUGACAUGUAAUAUUUGAUUGUUACGAUCUAGCCAAUGCAAUAUCUGUCGAGCUCUUCGCGUGUUA